This is a messenger RNA of Lactuca sativa (garden lettuce), 1638 nucleotides long. The record is from RefSeq and is a predicted model, not a curated record. Lineage: Eukaryota; Viridiplantae; Streptophyta; Magnoliopsida; Asterales; Asteraceae.
AUGAAACUGAUAAUCUUUUCUGGAGAUAUCCAUUUUCCUGGAAAGACAAAUAAGGCAUUCCGAUUGAUACCGCCAGGAGGGGGAAAACCAAAUUCCAAAGAAUACAAAAAAUUGAAAAAUUGGCUCUAUAUCCAACGAAUGAAACUUUCCAGGUAUGAAAAAAAGUAUUUUGUUUUGGUUCAACCUGUAGUCCCAUAUAAAAAAACGGAUGGUAUAAAUUUAGGAAGACUUUUCCCGCCGGAUCUCUUGCAGGAAAGUGAUAAUCUACAACUUCGAGUUGUCAAUUAUAUCCUUUAUUACGACCCAAUUCUUGAAAUUUGGGACACAAGUAUUCAAUUAGUUCGGACUUCUUUAGUGUUGAAUUGGGACCAAGACAAAAAAAUCGAAAAGGCCUGUGCUUCCUUUGUUGAAAUAAGGACAAAUGGUUUGCUUAGAUAUUUUCUAAGAAUCGACUUAGCUAAGUCACCUAUUUCUUAUACCGGAAAAAGGAACGAUCUGUCGGGUUCAGGAUUGAUCUCUGAGAAUGGAUCAGAUCGCGCUAAUGUCAAUCCAUUUUCUUCCAUUUAUUCCUAUUCCAAGUCAAGGAUUAAAGAAUCCCUUAAUCCAAAUCAAGGAACUAUCCAUACGUUGUUGAAUCGAAAUAAGGAAUCUCAAUCUUUGAUAAUUUUGUCAUCAUCCAAUUGUUUUCGAAUAGGCCCAUUCAACGAUGUAAAAUCUCCCAAUGUGAUAAAAGAAUCAAUCAAAAAGAACCCCCUAAUUCCAAUUAGGAAUUCGUUGGGCUCGUUAGGAACAGCUAAGCCUUAUUUGGCUACUCCAGGAGCAACUGUUCAUGGACAUUAUGGGGAAAUCCUUUACGAAGGCGAUACAUUAGUUACAUUUAUAUAUGAAAAAUCAAGAUCUGGUGAUAUAACGCAAGGUCUUCCAAAAGUGGAACAGGUGUUAGAAGUGCGUUCGAUUGAUUCAAUAUCGAUGAAUCUCGAAAAGAGGAUUGAGGGUUGGAACAAAUCUAUAACAAGAAUUCUUGGAAUUCCUUGGGCAUUCUUGAUUGGUGCUGAACUAACUAUAGUGCAAAGUCGUAUCUCUUUGGUUAAUAAGGUCCAAAAGGUUUAUCGCUCCCAGGGGGUGCAGAUACAUAAUAGGCAUAUAGAAAUUAUUGUACGUCAAAUAACAUCAAAAGUUUUGGUUUCAGAAGAUGAAAUGUCUAAUGUUUUUUCGCCCGGAGAACUAAUUGGAUUGUUGCGAGCGGAACGAAUGGGACGCGCUUUGGAAGAAGCGAUCUGUUACCAAGCCGUCUUAUUGGGAAUAACAAGAGCAUCUAUGAAUACUCAAAGUUUCAUAUCCGAAGCUAGUUUUCAAGAAACUGCUAGAGUUUUAGCAAAAGCAGCUCUCCUGGGCCGUAUCGAUUGGUUGAAAGGCCUGAAAGAAAACGUUGUUCUGGGGGGGAUGAUACCUGUUGGUAGCGGCUUCAAAACACCUUCAAGCGAACCUAACAACAUUCCUAACAACAUUGCCUUUGAACUCCAAAAAAAGAAUCUAUUAGAGGGGGAAAUGAAAGAUAUUUUGUUCUACCACAGAAAAUUAUUUGAUUCUUGCCUUUCAAAUAAUUUCCAUGAUACACAAGAACAAUCAUUUUUUUAG